AUGGUUAAUUCAGUUGAAGGAGGUGAAUACUUUUUAGAUGGAGAAAGACUAUAUUCAGUAUUAAAAAAUAUAAUUCAAUCAAAUCAAGAUAAUAUUGAAAUGCAAUGUAUUAUUCCUAAAAUUAGUAAGUUAGUUAUUGAAAGUCUUAUUAAAAACAAUACAUUUGAUUCUUUUCUAAAUAAAGUAAUAUACAAUUUAAUUACUAUAAACCAACUAAAAGAAUCAACAAUCAUUUCUCAAUGGUAUUUAAUUCUUUGUGAACUUAGUGAGACAUUACAAAAACAUAAAAUACAUAAAAAUAUUGUUAUUCAACUAAUUCAAAAUUGCAAAGAAAUUAUUAUUUCUUGUAAUGAAGAUUUCACACAAAAAGAAAUUAGAUUACCAUUUUGUAUUAAAAUACUAGAAAUUUUUGUAGAAUAUUUAACAGAUAUAGAAAUUGUAAGAAUUUCAAAUACCUUAAUUCAAAAAUACAUUGAAGAUAUUUCUAUUGUUAGUUAUCCAAGUAGACAUGCCGUUAUUCAUUUUAUUAAUUUUAUUAAAAUUCAUAAACAAAAAAUAUUUGAUAAAAUAAUUAAGGUUAUUUAUAACAAACAUCCUAAAAAAAUUAUUCCUUUAAAAGAAUCAAUUUCACAAGACGAACAUAGACGUGGUCAUGUUGGAUUUUAUAAUCAUGGAGCUACUUGUUAUAUUAAUUCUGCUUUACAACAAUUAUAUAAUAUGAAAAUAUUUAGAGAUAAAGUUCUUGAAAUUAAUUGUGAUGAAUUAAAAACAAAUUCAAAUAAAUCAAAAAAUAAUUCUAUUUCUAAUAACCAAAAUAUAAAUACUUUAACAAAUAAAAAUAAACAAAAUUUAGAUGAAUUUACUAACUAUUUUUCUAAUAAAAUGGAUGAAGACUCUGAUAAUUAUUCAAAAGACCUUGCAAUAGAAGUUAUUCAUCAAUUACAAAUUUUAUUUACAGAAAUGUCAAUCGGAUCAAAAAAAAGUUAUUCUACUAUUCCUUUAAUUGAAUCAAUUCAAAGCUAUAAAAAGAGAAAUGACUUAAUAACAAUACAACAUGAUACAAAUGAUUUUAUAAAUUUAUUAUUUGACUGUAUUGAAGAAGCACUUAAAGGAAAUCAAAUCUUUGAUUGUUUUACAUGUAAAUUUGAUGACAUUAUUUCAUCUCUUGAUAAAAAUGUUCCAUAUAAAAAAAUACAUGAAAGUGAAUCACGAGAACUAUUUCUUCCAUUACAAAUGAGUGUUGAAUUAUCAUUAGAAUCAUUUUUUAGAGAAGAAGUAUUUAAUGGAGAAAAUAUGAUUAAAACUGAUGAUGGAAAAUAUAUUGUUGCAAGAAAACAAAAUAAACUUAAAAAUGCACCACAAUAUUUAUUGUUACAAUUAAACAGAUUUAGUAUUGCAAGUGAUCAUUUUUCUACAAUUAAAAAUAAUGAAGAGUGUUCAUUUAAUGAAAUUAUUAAUUUAAGUCAAUAUGGAUGUAAUCAAGAUUAUCAAUUAAUUGGUGUUAUUGUUCAUAUUGGAAGUGCAAAUGCUGGACAUUAUUUUAGUUUUAUUAAAAAUGAAGAAGGGUGGUUAGAGUGUAAUGAUAGUAAUGUUCAUUUAGUAUCAUUUAAUAGAGUAAAAGAAGCAGGGCUUGGAGGAGGGAAUAAGUCAUCAGGAUAUAUUUUUGUUUAUUCACGUAUUAAUAAAAAAGAAAAUGAAAACAAAAUUGGAAUUAAAUUAAAUCCAAGUUUGGAAGAAGAAAGAAUUGAAAUGUUAAACGAUAUAGUUUGCAAUGAUGUAGAACUAUUAAAAGUUUCAAUUGGAAGUGAAAUGAAUUUAUUUGUAUGUACAUUUAUACAAAAUAUAAUAAAUUCAUCGAGAGAAGAUUUAAUUGAUUUAGUUGAUCCAUUAUUAAUUGAAUUAAAAGAAAAUGGAAUGAAAACACAUUCAAAUGAUGUUAUGGAACAAACUGAUAUUAAAAAAUAUAUCAUAAAUAAUCAAAGUGAAAGAAGUAGAAUCAGAGCAGUUUAUUUAUGUAAAUGGUUUAUUAAAAAUGGUUCAAAUCAAAAUGUUAUUUCAUUUGUUAAACAAAUGACUAACUUAAUGAGUGAAAGUACAAAGAAUAUUUAUUGUUUAAAACAAUUCUUUAUGAUAUUAUAUUAUUGUUUUAAAUCGUCUAAAGAAGUAGAAGAAUUUAUGUUGAAGAAUAAUAUUAUUAAAGAAUUAAUUAAAUAUAUUGAAGGACUAACUGGAAACAAUAUUUUUAAUGAAAAUUAUUUACCUGAUCUUAGUUCAUUUAUGAAAUUAUUAAGUAAAACCAUUUACAAAGCUUCAUUAAGUAAUGACAUUGAAACACAAUUACCUAAAACAAUAAAAGAAAAUCUCUUAGAAGAACCAAUAUUUACUAGAAUGAAUCAACAACCAAUUAAAUAUAUUAGUAAAAUACUUCAAUGUAUAUGUCAAAAUAAUUACACUAUAUCACUUAAACUUGCUAAUAAAAUUAAAGGACAAAUUAAUGAAAUGAAAUAUAAUGAUUGUCAAAGAAUUAAUUAUGACUUUUUAAAUUUAUUAAAAACUACAGUAUUAAUGAAUGACCUUUACAAUUUAUUCAGAAGUUAUUUUAUAUUAAAUAAUAUCCCAACUAUUGCUAGUUCUCCUUUCGUUCCAAAUAAAACUGAUGAAAUGAAAAAUGGAAUAUUAACAAAAAUAAUUGAAGUUAAUACAAUUAAUACUUCUAUUAUUUCAAUUGUGGUUGAUUUAUCUAGAAAUGAAAAUGCUGAUAAUGUUAGAGAAGUUCUCUUUGAAAUGAAUCAUGUGUUAGAAGAUAUGGCAAUUCAUCUCUUAAAAAUAAUAAAAGAAAAAUAUUCCUCUCAAAUUCAACAAACUCAAAUUCAACUUAGUUCUUCUGAAAAUAUUUUCUUACAAUUAUCAAAGGCUUUAGCUAUUCAAAAAUUCCACUCUUUCCUUUAUACUUCAAAAGAACCUAUUUGUAAAGAUCUUAUUCGUUUAAUAGAAUUAUCCGAAUUACGUUCUAGUUAUCUGAAAAAUUCUUCUAAUGAUGAUCAGGUUCUUUAUGAAUUGCUUCAAUUAAAGAAAUCUUCAAGCCCUUCAUCUGAUUAA
Messenger RNA from Entamoeba dispar SAW760, 3099 nucleotides. RefSeq lists its product as uncharacterized. Gene Ontology annotation, molecular function: cysteine-type deubiquitinase activity; cysteine-type endopeptidase activity. The record is from RefSeq and is a predicted model, not a curated record. NCBI's taxonomy places the organism in Eukaryota, Evosea, Mastigamoebida, Endamoebidae. The coding region runs from base 1 to 3099 and encodes 1032 amino acids. Gene Ontology annotation, biological process: protein deubiquitination. The transcript has a single exon. Gene Ontology annotation, cellular component: cytosol; nucleus.